Pterocles gutturalis (yellow-throated sandgrouse) is the source of this 880-nucleotide messenger RNA. RefSeq lists its product as uncharacterized. Bases 29 to 880 code for a protein of 283 amino acids. The record is from RefSeq and is a predicted model, not a curated record. NCBI's taxonomy places the organism in Eukaryota, Metazoa, Chordata, Aves, Pterocliformes, Pteroclidae. The transcript has a single exon.
GUCAUAACUGCGAGGCAGACGAGCAGUGAUGGAAUCACUGGAUACUGAGGUGAGAGCACGGAAGACUCUGGGAACUGUUGAGUAUGUAGAGUCUUCAGGCUUCGCCCAGGGAAUCCUGCCAACCAAGAAGGAUGUGAUUCAGAACAUGCUGUACUUACUGCAGCCCAAAAGAGCUGGCCAGGCCCAGCGCUCCAAAGAGGAUGCGGCCCAGUUGCUUGCUGAGCAUCUGCAAGAGCACUGGUUGGUUUGCAACUUGCACACCAUCGCGACGCAAAAUAUAAAGAAACUUAUCCUCAAAAUGUAUGAGGAGUUUACCAGAUUGUAUCAGACCAGAAAGCAGAGACAGAACCAGGCUUUUUCCGAGCGAGUAGACAGAUUCAACGAGAGUUCAGAGAAGCUCUUUGAUGUAUUUUGUACAGACACGCAGAUGAGAAAUAAACUGGAGGAAUGCAGUGAAAUAAAAAUGACUAGCAUUGAGUGGAAAUUUCUCGAAGAUCAAAGAACCGAAAGAAAAAUGUACUAUGAAGAUUUCACAGACAAGCAAGAAUUGAAAAUGAUGGAAAGAAGACAAAAGAUACAGUGUCUGGAGCACUUCAGAAAACUCGCCAGGGAGGAGAAGGAAGGAAACAAAGCGAAGAAAAUGAAAAUUAAAAGUGAAGAGCAACAAUCAGACGAAGGCACGAGCGUGGAUGAAUCCUACCCCACAGAGGAGGAGAACGGCGGGCCUCCGGCCUUUUCGCUGCGGGGCAGAAGGAAGCGUCGGUGCACCAUGAAUCCCGCGGGUGCCGACAUGCCCCUGGAGAGCGAGCAUAUACGGAUGAGCAUCAGGAGAGUCAGGCCUGGGUUCUACGAGACUGUGGAGAAGGUCAAAAACUGCUAG